AAACAAACGAAGAGGACCUCUUAAACUGUAAUGAUGAUGACAAUGAUUCCUUUGAGAAUAAAACCUGAGCCACCUUGCUCUUAGGCAAUGGUGGGAGAAAGCAAGAAGUCCAUAGUACAAGUUCAAAAGUCUAAUAGAGCCUCGACUUCAUCACGAAGAACUAUGGAGUGUCGAUCUGAAAAACCAUGGCUUAGAUCACAAUCCCAAAAAUCAGAACCUACUCCACCUCUCAGUGAAGAUCCAAAUGCAUCCACUCAGAUUCCUUCAACUAUACUUGAUCGGCUGUCUUCUCCAACUAUUGCUAAUCCGGACACUAACACUACAGCCAAGAAGAAAGGAAGGGGACCUACUACAAAUCCAAAUGCGAAAAAGAGAAAAGAGGGAAAGAAAGGCAAAGUGGAAAUUUCAAAACGCUUGGGUCGAGCUGUGGGCGGUCUUCAGCUGACGGAAUUUAUUACAGAAAUGGGAGUCGUGUUGCGACAAUAUGCACCACUUAAUGUUAACAAAUGGGCUGAAGUACCUAUGCAUUAUAAGGAUAAGAUGUGGGCUGAUUUAAUGGAAAAAUAUGAUGGGCUUGCUGGUUUUAGAGAUGAAGUGAUGUAUAAUUUCAAUCAUAUGUAUAGAGAUUGGAGACAUCGCAAGCAUCUGCAUUAUAAUCAAUUUUUGACAGAUGAAGAUAGGCUUAAAAAUUGUCCAGAUGAUAUAACGGAAUCAGAUUGGGCAUGUUUAGUUGAAUACUUUGGUUCUGAAUCAUUUAAGAGAAUGUCGGCGCGAAAUAAAGCAAAUCGAGCCAAACAAUCAGCUAGCUCAAUCUGUGGAAGAAAAUCAUUCGCUAGUGUUCUAUAUGAUAUGAGGGAUCCAAUAACGGAGGUUGAUCCUGAUUUAACUGAAUACUGGAAGGCUACACAUCAACGAAGAACUGAUAAUACUUGGUGUUCUGAUACGGCUAAAAAUGCUAUGAAACAAUUUGAGGAUGUAAGAAAUUCACAAGAAGAGUUAGGUGAUCCUCCAUUAUCCAUGGAAGAACAUUUAACAAAGGCUUUUGGUGCACGCUCGGGAUAUCUUCGUGGUUUAGGAUGUGGACCUAAGCCACUAAGUAGCAAGAAUUUGGAAGUUAAAGUGUGA
Molecule: messenger RNA, 1125 nt
Organism: Ananas comosus (pineapple)
Lineage: Eukaryota; Viridiplantae; Streptophyta; Magnoliopsida; Poales; Bromeliaceae
Exons: 7
Coding region: 88-1125 (345 amino acids)
Source: RefSeq, a predicted model, not a curated record